GUGACCAGUCAGAGGGAGUGACACUACUGCGCUCAGUCCCUCCCUCCUCACCUUCCUCUCAUGUGCUCACAGGCUGGUCUGCAGGAGUGAGCCCUGUGGCUCUGCCAAAGACAAGCCUGCCGGGUUUACAGAAGGAAAAAAAACCAACAAAACCAAAACCCCAAACAAAUCUCAGGCAAAAUCACAGCGCUGAAAUCGGUACCCUGAAGAAGCUGAGUGGAGAAGUGUGCCAAGAUGAAUGGCCCGGUGGAUGGCUUGUGCGACCAUUCUCUAAGCGAAGAAGGAGCAUUCAUGUUCACCUCAGAGUCGGUCGGAGAGGGGCACCCGGAUAAGAUCUGUGACCAGAUCAGCGAUGCCGUGCUAGACGCCCAUCUGAAGCAGGACCCCAAUGCCAAGGUGGCCUGCGAGACGGUGUGCAAGACGGGCAUGGUGCUGCUGUGCGGCGAGAUCACCUCCACGGCCACAGUGGACUACCAGCGGGUGGUGAGAGGCGCCAUCAGGCACAUUGGCUAUGACGACUCUGCCAAGGGCUUUGACUUCAAGACCUGCAACGUGCUGGUGGCUUUGGAGCAGCAGUCCCCGGAUAUAGCCCAGUGUGUGCAUCUAGACAGAAACGAAGAGGAUGUCGGGGCCGGGGAUCAGGGCUUGAUGUUCGGCUAUGCCACCGACGAGACAGAAGAGUGCAUGCCCCUCACUAUCAUCCUCGCUCACAAGCUCAACGCCCGGAUGGCGGACCUCAGACGCUCCGGGGUCCUCCCCUGGCUGCGGCCCGACUCCAAGACUCAGGUGACAGUUCAGUACACCCAGGACAACGGCGCUGUCAUCCCUGUGCGUAUCCACACCAUCGUCAUCUCUGUGCAACACAAUGAGGACGUAACCCUGGAGGCCAUGCGCAAGGCCCUGAAGGAGCAGGUGAUCAAGGCCGUGGUGCCCGCCAAGUACCUGGAUGAAGACACCAUCUACCACCUGCAGCCCAGCGGGCGGUUCGUCAUUGGCGGUCCCCAGGGGGACGCAGGCGUCACUGGCCGUAAGAUUAUCGUGGACACCUAUGGCGGCUGGGGGGCACACGGUGGCGGGGCCUUCUCUGGGAAGGACUACACCAAGGUGGACCGCUCGGCGGCGUACGCGGCCCGCUGGGUGGCCAAGUCCCUGGUGAAAGCGGGCCUCUGCCGGAGAGUGCUGGUGCAGGUUUCCUACGCCAUUGGUGUGGCUGAGCCACUGUCCAUUUCCAUCUUCACCUACGGAACCUCUCGGAAGACAGAGAGAGAACUGCUAGAUGUGGUCAACAAGAACUUUGACCUUCGGCCCGGUGUCAUCGUCAGGGAUUUGGAUUUGAAGAAGCCCAUCUACCAGAAGACGGCGUGCUACGGCCAUUUCGGAAGAAGCGAGUUCCCGUGGGAAAUUCCCAAGAAGCUUGUGUUUUAGAGCUGGUGGGAGUGGGGCCUGAUCUGGCCCUGGAGGGGUCUGGGUGGCCUGGUUCCUCUUCUUCAGGAUCCCAGCUCUCACAUGU
This is a messenger RNA of Enhydra lutris kenyoni (northern sea otter), 1510 nucleotides long. RefSeq names its product methionine adenosyltransferase 1A. Gene Ontology annotation, biological process: S-adenosylmethionine biosynthetic process. NCBI's taxonomy places the organism in Eukaryota, Metazoa, Chordata, Mammalia, Carnivora, Mustelidae. The record is from RefSeq and is a predicted model, not a curated record. Gene Ontology annotation, cellular component: cytosol. The coding region runs from base 235 to 1425 and encodes 396 amino acids. The transcript has 9 exons. Gene Ontology annotation, molecular function: ATP binding; methionine adenosyltransferase activity.